GAAACAAAAAAAUCUAAAGAAGUGAACACUCCUCUUUCAGUGUAAAAUCUAAAGAAACUGAUAAACAUCUAUCUAUCUAUAUCUAUCAGAUAAGGCACUCAACACAAAUACUACACCAUAACCAAUUCUUCAAUCUACUUCCCAAGAUGCUUUCACCAUGUAUCAGUUCUGUAAACACUCUAAAUCUAAAAUUUCUUAAUAUCCCACCCUCUUCCUCCAAUCUCAACCGUUCUUUUUACCGCUUUAAAUCAAUCUCAGCCGUCCUCAACAACCCAUCAUCACACAGCAAAAAACAAAGACAAGUACAACAACAACAACAGCAACAACCACAGAAACAACUAUACCAACCUUUCCGACCACCACCAACACCUCUCCCAUCAAAAUACGACAACCUCGACAUCCCAGGUCGCAUCGACAUCCUCGCCAACCGUCUCGGUGCCUGGCACGAAUACGCUCCUCUCAUCACUUCCCUCCUCCGUGAAGGCUUUUCACCUCCCACCCUUGAAGAAACCACCGGCAUCACCGGUGUCGAACAGAAUCGUAUCAUAGUCGCAACUCAAGUUCGUGACACUCUUGUACAGGCCAACACUGAUGAAGAGAUUCUAUCUUACUUUGAUAGCGGUGGUGCUGAAGUUUUAUAUGAAAUUCGUCUCCUCUCCACUUCCCAACGUGCUGCUGCAGCGCGUUUCAUUGUGGAGAAGAGAUAUGAUGGUAAAGGUGCUCAAGAUCUAGCUCGUUCGAUAAAGGAUUUCCCUAGCAGACGCGGCGAAAAGCACUGGGAAAGUUUUGAUUAUCAUCUCCCAGGAGAUUGUCUUGCUUAUUUGUAUUACAGACAAAGUAAGGAGAAUAAGAAUCCUUCUGAUCCAAGAACUGCAUUUCUUCAACAAGCGUUGAGUGCUGUAGAGUCUGAUAAAGCUAGAAACGUGAUUUUGGAGGAGUUGAAUGGAAAGGCUGAAGAGGAGAAGGUUGAAGAUGUUGUAUUAAAAGUACCUGUUAAUGUGGUGAGAUUGAAGAUUGGUGAAGUAGCUGAGGCGACCUCGGUGGUUGUUUUGCCCGUGUGUAAAGCUGAGGAAGGAGAAAGGGUGAUUAUGGAAGCACCUUCUGAGAUAAGAAAGGAAGGGGAGUUUGGUAUUGUGGUGGCGGAGAAAGGGUGGGAGAAAUGGGUGGUGUUACCGGCUUGGGGACCGGUGGUUAAUUUAGGGAAAGGCGUUGUUGUGUCGUUUUUGGAUGCGAGAGUUUUGCCAUGGAAGGCUAAUAAUAGGUGGUGUAAGGAAGAGCCUAUUUUGGUGGUUGCUGAUAGGAGUAAGAGGGAGGUGGAGAAUGAUGAUGGGUUUUAUUUGGUAAAAGAUGAUGGUAAUGAUGUUGGUUUAAAGGUUCAAAGGGGUUCGAUUUUGAAGGAAAUGGGGGUUAAUGAGUGUUUAGGGAAUGUAGUUAUUGUUGUUAGACCACCUACUGAAAAUGAUGGUGAUAUGUUGAGUGAAGAAGAUUGGGAUUGAAAUGAAGGGGUUAAAGGAUUGGAUUAGGAAUUGUAGUCAAGUGAGUUUCAAUCUCUUUUCCCUUUCUUCCUUACCUUUGUUUUUUUGGGUCCUGCGGAAUAUGGCUCUUUAUUAAUUUGGGUUUAGUUGCAAUAUUCUUUUGCUUUGCCUACUUAAUAGAAGGACUUGAUCAUUUUUGUUUUCUCUAUAGCUUGUACGUUAUCUUUACAUGGUUAAAGGUGAAUAAUAUAGCCAAUUAUUGCAUUGAAA
This is a messenger RNA of Medicago truncatula (barrel medic), 1745 nucleotides long. RefSeq names its product rubisco accumulation factor 1.1, chloroplastic. Bases 147 to 1496 code for a protein of 449 amino acids. The transcript has a single exon. The record is from RefSeq and is a predicted model, not a curated record. NCBI's taxonomy places the organism in Eukaryota, Viridiplantae, Streptophyta, Magnoliopsida, Fabales, Fabaceae. Gene Ontology annotation, cellular component: chloroplast.